Vitis riparia (riverbank grape) is the source of this 3630-nucleotide messenger RNA. RefSeq lists its product as uncharacterized. The record is from RefSeq and is a predicted model, not a curated record. Bases 225 to 2891 code for a protein of 888 amino acids. The transcript has 3 exons. NCBI's taxonomy places the organism in Eukaryota, Viridiplantae, Streptophyta, Magnoliopsida, Vitales, Vitaceae.
UCACGCCAUUGGUUUUUGCCUUCUCGAAUCAACACCCGUUACAUUAUACUCCUCCUAUAUAAAACCCUCUCUCCUCUUACACCACCCCAAACUUUCAUAUCUCUCUUCAUCUCGCUUUCUCUCCUUCCUUACGCUCUCUCUGGAACAGCGCCAAAUAUUUCAUAAUUCACCGGCGAAGCUUGUGUUGAAGAUUUCGCGCAUUGAAGCCAGGCACGGGUUUCUUAAUGCCUGGGAAUUCCGGCGUUAUCGACUUGAAUUCCGACGCCGUUUCCGGUGACCAGAGCAGCGACGUGGAUGGAGGGGACGUUUCCGACCUUUUGAUUAGGGUCGGUGUAUCGGGGGUUUCGAAUGAUCAGGGCGGGGUGAUCGGAGGGAUGACAGACAGGGUUGGGGAUGUCGGGGAAGGGGAGGACUCGGGGAGGGUGGUUGAUGGUUUGGUGAAGGAGGGGUUGGAUAGGGUAAUGGGAUCUGCGAAUGAACGGAGUGAGGUGGAAGAGGGCCGUGGAAAGAUGCCGAUGAUUGAUGAUUUGGAAUGGUUGGUUUUGGGUUCAAAGGGUGGUGUUGUAAAUACCAGUGCUUUAUGUGGGAAAUCAUUGUUUUCUGAAAGCAAUGAAUUGGAGAAUGAGGUUGGGAGAGGCAGCAAUGAAGUCAAUACUCUGGGUGUUGCUGGUGAAGAGAAUUUAAUAGAUGUUGAAGUUCUUGCAGAUAAGAUGAUGGAUAAGCGUCUAGAGAAUGAGAAAGAAGAGGAAGUUUUCCAAGUUGCUGAGACAAGUAUAAAUAAGAUUUUUGGUGUUCAGGUUUCUGAAGUGGGAUUGUCCACUGUAAAUGAGUCUAAUACAGUCAAUCUUGUUGUAGAUUUGAAUCCUUAUAUAGAUGCAGAUGAGAACCAGAAGUCCAGAGCUUCGAUCAGUAACAAAGGAAAGGAGAAUGUUGAUUGCUGUAUUAAUCAGGUGGAGUUAAAUGGAAACGAUGAUUUAGUAAUUAAAGAACAGGUGAAAAAUGUUGAAAAGGCAAAAAACCUGCAGCAACAAGAUGUAAAAUGCGCAGCCUCAGAUCUGGAAUUUGAAGUCUCUGAUCUCGUAUGGGGGAAAGUAAGGAGCCAUCCCUGGUGGCCAGGGCAGAUAUUUGAUCCAUUAGAUUCAUCAGAGAAGGCAAUGAAGUAUUUUAAAAAGGAUAGUUUUUUGAUUGCUUAUUUUGGGGAUCAAACAUUUGCUUGGAAUGAGGUGACACAGCUGAAGCCAUUUCGAGCACAUUUCUCACAAAUGGAGAAGCAAAGCAAUUUGGAAGCUUUUCAUCAUGCUGUGGACUGUGCUUUGGAUGAGGUUGCUAGACGGGUGGUGUUUGGACUAACGUGUUCUUGUGUGUCUGAGGAAGUGCGCAGAAAAAUCAAAACACAGACUAUUGUUAAUGCUGGGAUCCAAAAAAAAUCAAGUAGAAGAGAUGGAGGGGACAGAUACUUGAAUGCAUCUUCUUUUGAACCAGCAGAACUUCUAAAUUACAUGAAAAUAUUAGCGCAAAGCUCAUGUGAUGAAGUUGAUAGGUUGGAAUUUGUGAUAUCACAAGCCCAAUUGUCAGCUUUCCAUCAUUGGAAGGGAUUUUCUCAGCUGCCUGAAUUUGAAAUGCUUGGUGGGUUGUUGGAAGAUGAUGAAAAUCUUCCUCUUUUGGAGGUAAAAAGGCAUUUUGGUGAAGCAAUAGAGGAUGUGAUUGAAGAUUUCAAGGAUCAUGAGCAAGUGCUCCCUCGAAAAAGGAAGUCAAAAGGUCAAAAUAGCUCUUCCCAUGAGCAUAAGGUCUUAUCUGGAGACAGUAUGCACCCUAGUAAAAAACAGAGAAGCUUGAUGGACUUGAUGGCUGGGAAUUGCUCGUAUUUGAAAAAUAUUGAGAAGUCGUCUUCUGAUAAGAAACUGAAGGAGAUCGGUACUCUACUGGAUGACUCAGCAGUGACUGAUAGGGGAAGGUUUGCUGCUCCACACUCUCAGAAAACUCUUGGAGUUGGAGACAGCAUUUGUAGAGUUGCAAACCAACUGAAUGGGUCAACCCCAAUGCUCAAGCAUGAAAAACCUGCUUCGUCUGGGAAAUCCCAAAAAAGAAAAGUCAUUCCAAUAGAAUGCUUUUCUCCCGAAGAGAUGCUGUCACAGAUCCAGUUGGCUUCCAUACAUCCCAUGGAAGGAUACAAAUUCUUGACUUCUUCCAUUUGUUUCUUAUCGGAGUUCAGGAAUUUUGUCUGUCUGGACCACCCUAGAUCACUGAAGGACAAGCAGUCUCUAAAAGAAGUAUCCAGUAGCAAGUCUGAGAAAUCUACACUGGAAGCUGUUGAAGCAUCUGGGUCUAAGUAUGUGAAAGACUCUUACUGGACUGACAGGAUGAUUCAAAGCUUCCCUGAAGAAGAAACAAUUGUGAAUCUGAAUGAAACAGGAGAAUCUGUGCGUGAGACCCAAGGUGAAAUGGCAGUUGUCAAUGUUGAACCAGAAGCGGUUUCGGAGUCUAGACAUCAAACUGCUGGUCAAAACCCUGAAAAGGAAGCAGAGAAGCCAGUGGACCACAUGAGUGAGAGUGGCAUGGAAGAACUAUCUCCGACAGCUCUGAUUCUGAAUUUCGCAGACCUGAAUUCUGUUCCUUCAGAAACCAACCUCAACAGGAUAUUUAGCCGCUAUGGACCUCUGAAUGAAUCGGAGACUGAAGUGCUAAAGAAGAGCAUUAGGGCAAAAGUGGUCUUCAAGAGAAGUUCUGAUGCAGAAACUGCUUUCAGCAGUUCUGGGAAAUUCAGCAUUUUUGGACCUUCACUUAUUAGUUACCGCCUCAAGUACUUGCCUGCUAGACUGCAUAAAGCUUCAUCUUCUUCCACUAAACGAAGAAGAAAAGAUGCAACAGCCAUGGAAGGCAAUGCAACAUGAUAGCAUAAUUUUGGUGAACUCGAUGAAGACUCCAAAGGAAGAGAUCAAAUUCUACAACUUCUUGGAGGUCUUGGAGCUGACUACAACUCCAUAGUAGCCUUGCUUACAGCUCAUGAAGAUGAUAUUUCUCUUCACUCUAUACACGGUAUUCCCCUUACUCAUGAGCAAAGGUUGUGCUUUCAAAAUUUAGUAGUAGAAAAUGAUGUAAUUGCUACAAAUAUUGCUACCUCACAAUACCAGGAUUACAACAACAAAAAGAAUCAAAAUUGUAAUAAUUUCAUUCCCAACAAGAAUGACUAUGGACACAAACCAAGUAGAAGAUCAAAUGGUGGUCCAAGUCAAGGUAUUCGAACAAUCAUACAAGACAUCCACAAUGCUAAUUAUGUGGAAAGUUCAGUCUCACCGUUAUAGUUAUCAUUGGUUUGAUAUUAAUUUUGAAGGAUUUACCUCCACUAACAACUCUUCUGCCAUUCAUAAAUCUACCAACAACAGCUACAACAACAACACCCAAAUGCAAGCUAUGCUUCCAUCUCCUUCCACUCCAAGCAAUGACGCCUGGUUCUUUGAUACUAGAGCUACGCAUCACCUCACUCAAGAGGUCAGCUCUCUCUUAAACGUCCAACCAUACAAGAGAAAAGGUCAAGUGAUUGUUGGUAAUGGUAAGCAAAUUCUCAUCCUCAAUGUUGGUACAAAAUCUAUUUCUUUUACUCUUUAGAUCUUUCAUCUAAAGAAGGUAUUU